AUGGAAGAAGAGGAGGCGACUGUCGGGGUUGGCCCUGCCGGUCCGUCUUUAAAUGGUCUUCGACGACAUGGAAGUCGAGGUAAACGAGCUGGUAAUGUCGCGGGUCAGGCUGGCUUUGCUAGCAGUGUGAUCAAUCUGGUGAAUACAAGUAUCUUCGUCAUUUUGUGGUCGGGCGUCACCGCGGGAUUCGGUCUCUACCUUCAGUCCCGAUGCGCGCAAUAUCUCGACCGGGGGAGUGCUUCGUUCUUCGCACUAUCACAACUAACAUACCCCAAUGCGGCUGUGGUAUUUGAUGCUGCUAUCGCGAUCAAAUGUUUUGGUGUUGGUGUGAGCUAUCUCAUCAUUAUCGGUGAUCUCAUGCCCGGGGUGGUUCAGGGAUUCGUGGGCGGCGAUCCAUCCUAUGACUUCUUGGUCGAUCGCCAUUUCUGGGUGACUGCGUUCAUGUUGAUUGUUAUCCCUCUCUCGUAUCUUCGCCGAUUGGACUCUUUGAAAUACACCAGUAUUGCGGCUCUCGUAUCGAUGGCAUACCUAGUCGUUCUGGUUUUUUACCACUUCAUUAAGGGAGAUACAAUGGCUGAUCGAGGCCCGAUUCGAGUUGGCCACUGGGCAGGACCAAUUCCAACUUUGAGCAGCUUUCCCGUCAUCGUUUUCGCAUUUACAUGCCAUCAGAAUAUGUUCUCGAUUCUAAAUGAAAUCGCCAACAACAGCCAUUUUCGAACCACGGGCGUUGUCUUGACUAGCAUAGGCAGUUCGGCUGCAACCUAUAUCCUUGUCGCUGUCACAGGCUACCUAUCUUUUGGCAACAACGUUGGUGGCAAUAUCGUCGGAAUGUAUCCUCCAGGCGUAUAUGCCACCAUUGGUCGGGCAGCGAUUGUUAUGCUAGUCGUCUUCUCUUACCCACUACAGUGUCACCCAUGCCGAGCUUCGGUCGAUGCCGUGUUGAAAUGGCGCCCUAAGUCUCAAUCUCCUCGUACGGAAGGUUCUCCUCAUCGACAUCCUCUGUUGGGACCUCGUGGAAGUCGAACACCAGAGCCAAUGAGUGAUAUUCGCUUCUCGAUAAUCACCACCACCAUUCUCAUCCUGAGUUACUUGGUGGCUAUGACCGUCUCAUCCCUCGAGGCUGUCUUGGCCUACGUUGGCAGCACUGGCAGCACAAGUAUCAGUUUUAUCCUCCCAGGACUGUUUUACUAUAAAAUUUCCGCACCAGAUUCACCUGCCCACCGUGGCCUUCUGAAAGAAGACGACGAGGCUGCAGAUGACAUCUCUGAUGAUGACGAUGUCGCUGAUGAUGAGGGCGAAGGUUCCCUAGCUCGAUCUCUCACUGAAAGUGGUAUUCUACGUCUCAACACACGCCACUGGCGUAAAUCCUUACUUCGCCGGCUAAGCUUGGGCCUAGCCGGGUAUGGCCUGGUGGUUAUGGUUGUGUGUCUAAUCACAAACACAUUCUUCGGUGCGUCGCACUGA
Messenger RNA from Penicillium angulare, 1464 nucleotides. RefSeq lists its product as uncharacterized. Bases 1 to 1464 code for a protein of 487 amino acids. The transcript has 5 exons. Gene Ontology annotation, cellular component: fungal-type vacuole membrane. Gene Ontology annotation, biological process: amino acid transmembrane transport. NCBI's taxonomy places the organism in Eukaryota, Fungi, Ascomycota, Eurotiomycetes, Eurotiales, Aspergillaceae. Gene Ontology annotation, molecular function: L-serine transmembrane transporter activity; L-lysine transmembrane transporter activity; L-histidine transmembrane transporter activity. The record is from RefSeq and is a predicted model, not a curated record.